Messenger RNA from Diaporthe citri, 708 nucleotides. RefSeq lists its product as uncharacterized. NCBI's taxonomy places the organism in Eukaryota, Fungi, Ascomycota, Sordariomycetes, Diaporthales, Diaporthaceae. The transcript is spliced from 6 exons. Gene Ontology annotation, molecular function: protein binding. The record is from RefSeq and is a predicted model, not a curated record. Bases 1 to 708 code for a protein of 235 amino acids. Gene Ontology annotation, cellular component: cytoplasm; nucleus.
AUGGAUGCGCAAUCCAAGUUCGCCAUCCAUGCUGCCUGCAGAGAGGGCAAGCUUGCAACGGUCCAGUCCCUGCUGAACGCCGAGCCCACGCUCUCCAAGCGCAAGGACGACGACGGACGGCUGCCGAUCCACUGGGCAGCUUCCGCAAACCAGCUGGACAUCACCCAGUUGCUGGCGGAGCACAAGGGUUUCGAUGUCGACGUUCAGGACGAGAUAGGCUGGACGCCGCUCAUGAUCGCGGCCAGCGUCAAGGACAGCGAGAGGCUCGUCGAGUUCCUUCUGAGCAAGGGCGCAGACCCGAACGAGAAGAACAACACAGGCCAGACGGUCGUCCACUUCGUGGCCUCCAAGAACAACAUCGACAUCGCACGCAGGCUCUUCGAGAACCAACCGCCAGCAUCAGCACGGAUUCGUGACAAGAGGGGCCAGUACGCCCUCCACCGGGCCGCAGCCAUCGGCUCCGUGCCCAUGAUAAACCUCCUGAUCAAGAACAAGAGCCCUCUGAACGCGACCGACAGCGACGGGCAGACGGCCCUGCACCACGCGGUCGCCGAGGGCCACGGUGACGCCGCCGUGGCCCUCCUCAAGGCCGGCGCAGAGACGGACAAGCAGGACCUGGAAGGAAAGCUGGCGCUGGACCUGGCGCCCGACAAGGAGGUCCGCAAGUACAUCGAGCGGAUGGCGGAGAACGAAGGCAUCGAGCUGUGA